AUGGCCCCCCUUCAUUCAUUGAUUGCGCGCGUACCCUCGAUUUCCACGACGCAGAAAGGCCCUGUGGUGAACUUGGUAUCUUGGAUUGCCAUGACUACCAUGUGUCUGGCGGUAGUGACCGUGUUGGUUAGCAAACUUAUCGUUCUUCGACGACUGGUCUGGACAGACAGCAUCAUCAUUGCAGCCAUGCUUUCAUCCAUUGGAUUCGCCGUUGUCAUCAACAACCAAGUCAGUCAUGGACUUGGCUCGAAGGUGUCAACCAUAUCGAACGGUGACUACGACGGCUUCCAGAAGGCCGAAUAUGCAUGGAACAUCCUGUACAUCGUCAGCCUUUCCCUGGCCAAGCUGUCGACACUGUCGCUCCUGCUGGCUCUCGCGCCGUCCAAACGCUAUCGCAUCCCCAUGCUGGCCGUGGGCAGUGUGGUCGUUCUUUGGGCUCUGAGCUCGAGCCUGGCCAGCGCAUUCCAAUGCAACUUCCCACAUUCAUACCUCAUCACGACGAACGUAUGUUUCGACCAAACAGCAUUCUGGAUCGCCACGGGGAUUGUGGACAUCCUGACCGACGUCGCGAUCAUGGGAAUGCCGAUCUACCUGGUAUACAACCUGCAGCUUCCACGGCAGAAGAAAGUGGCCGUAUGCUUUGCAUUCUCCUUCCGCGUCGGCGCCGUCGGCUGCACGAUUUGGCGCCUGUGCGAGGUGCACGUGCUAUUCAACCGCAGGUCCGAUAUCACUUUCCACAGCUGGCUGCCGACGAUCGCGACCAUCCUGGAGGUCUUUGCCGGCGUCUUCGCGGCUUGUGUCCCGCACCUGCGGCCCUUCAUGGACUCCAUUCAGGCCGGGUACCUGUCCGGCAUGAUCCAGGACAGCGACGGCCGCUUUGGCUACGGCAACGACAGUUACCUGAUGGGCAAGAUGGCGCAGAGCAAGCUGGCCUCCCAAGUCCGAAGCCAGGCUCUCAAAAGUGAUUUCGACGCCAAGGCCGAGGCCGAGGCUGAGGCUGAUACCUACGUGCGUAACGACCCGCGUCAUGGUGGUGGUGGUGGUGGUGAUGAUGAUGGAUCCUUCGAUCUCCCACGUCAGGGGGCCAGAGUCGGCAUAGGGCGUGCCAUCACAAGCUCCAACCGUGUCGUUGCCAAUGGCAGAGUGUCUGCUGCGAGCAAGGCUGAGAAAGAGAAUCUCGGACCUGCUCUCACGACCAGAGCGAGAGCUCGGGCGAGGAGUGAGAGUAUUGCUUCCGACGGGGGUGGUAGCCACGGCAGCGACGGUAGCAAAGCAAUGAUCAUCAAGACCACCAAAGAAUGGACUGUCAGCUAUCAGGAUGUCUGA
Molecule: messenger RNA, 1326 nt
Organism: Capronia coronata CBS 617.96
Lineage: Eukaryota; Fungi; Ascomycota; Eurotiomycetes; Chaetothyriales; Herpotrichiellaceae
Exons: 2
Coding region: 1-1326 (441 amino acids)
Source: RefSeq, a predicted model, not a curated record